This is a messenger RNA of Arabidopsis thaliana (thale cress), 841 nucleotides long. RefSeq names its product ralf-like 26 (gene RALFL26). The record is from RefSeq and is marked reviewed. The transcript has a single exon. Gene Ontology annotation, cellular component: extracellular region. Lineage: Eukaryota; Viridiplantae; Streptophyta; Magnoliopsida; Brassicales; Brassicaceae. Bases 303 to 533 code for a protein of 76 amino acids.
AUUAACCCUACCAUGAAGUUUUUUCUUCGUCAUUGAUGUAUAUUUUUGCAUAUGCCAAAUAAAAACAAAUAAGAAUAGGUAUCAAUUGACUUGCUAACUGCUAAGACAUGAAGUCAAAACAAAAAAGCAACCUGAAAGUAUAUAUCUUGCAAAAUUCUAUUUUCACAUCUUGUGGUUUCCUCAAAUAUGGAUUAGCUAAAUUUAGAGUUUGCUCUAAGCACUCUAUAUAUGAAUUCACUUUUCUCCUAAUUCACAGAAACAAAGGUGUCAAGAAGAAGGAUCAACAUAUUAAUUGACUAAAAAUGAAGGCAUGGAUGAUAAUCUUGUUGGUGAUUUGUGUCGCUGUGGUGGUGGAGCAAUCAGAGGCUCGCAAAGGUCGAAAGUAUUUAAAUCCAGGCGUGCUUGACCGGUGUCGUGGUCCUAAUCCUCCAGCGGGAUGUCAUCCUCACAAUUCCCACCACAAACCUCGCGUCCCUGUUCACAAUUAUAGUCGUGGUUGUAGUAGAAUUACCCGGUGCAGACGAGAUGCCUAGGUUUAACCUCACAUGACGACGACGUCCCUUUAUAUUGAUCCUUCUUCUACAUGAGACUUGCAAUGAUAUUAUAUAUUCAUAUAUAUACACAUUACGCUGUAUAUGAUAAUUCCAGUUGAUUAAUAUAUAAAUCUUACUGAUUUCAAUUCAAUACACAAGAUCCUGUAACUGAAAUAAUUUUGUCCAUGUUUUGUGCUUAUAAUAAUGGUAUGACUCUUAUUAUUGUUGAGUAAUUUCAUCGAGACUCGUCUCCUAAAAUCCUAUAUGUCUCAUCUCAUAAAUACACUAUAUGUCUUAUCUGACCUUGU